AUGCAGUACAACCACCGCAGCCGCUUGCCUCCGCCGCCGUUCGGCCGCGGCGGGUAUCCCCGCGGCCACAAGCAGCCGUACUACGCUCCGCCUCCUCCUCCGCCGUUUCCUCCGGCGCCGCCGCCGCCGCCGCUAGAGCGCAAGUACGAGGUGCUGAUGGAGGCCGGUCGCCUCGCCGCCGAGUAUCUGGUCGCCCAGGGCGUGCUCCCGCCGGAUGCCCUGCAGCGCGGCGCCGGCGUCUCAGGCGCGUGGCCCGCUCAUCCUCUUCCUCCGCCCCCGCAGCUGCCACCGCAGGAACCCCCUGUGUUUUAUGGCCGGAGGAGGUAUGAAGAUGAAUACAACAAUAACCCUAGCGGCCAGCCUAGGCGAGCCAAUGGCACUACUAGUAGCAUCAGUAGCAGAGAUGAUUGCAGCCGUGGCAGCUACAAUGGAAGAGGGAAGAGGAAGUAUGGGGAAUACAGGAGGGGGUAUUUGGAUUCAGGGAGGGACAGGGAGAAGGAGAGGGGAAGGCCAUUUCCAAAUGGCCGGCGCUACGAGGAUGGGGAUGAAGAUGGGGCACCUGGGUUUCGGAGGGAGCGACGCGGCAAUCGGGGGAGUGAUGAGGUGAGAACUAGUGUUACAGAGGCAGUGAGGGAGGGGACACCAUUGACAGUGAAGGCUGUAGCAGGGGUAUGCAUGGAGGAUACAACGUCGAAGAUUAUGAGCUCUGUCGAAGAUACUAGUAAGGAUGCUACUGAUGCGCCAAAGGUGCUGGAGGAGACUGAGGAAGGUGAGGUGGAGGAUGACAGUGAGACACAGAAUUCAGAAACUGAGGUGAUCAAGCAAGGGAUAGACACCGAUGUAAAUCAUGCUUCUUGUCGUGUUGUUACAGAGUCAGAUGCCAACCAGUUGCCAGAUGGUAAGAUUCAAGAUGAGAUUCUUGAUGAGGAAGCUGAAUAUGACAAAAAAGUUAUGGAUGAGGCUACUUUGGAUCACAACACUUCUGAUGGUGAUGUGACAAAUAUGGAAGUUGAGAUGCACGUUGGUAAGAAGAGUUUGAUUGACUAUUGUAACUUCACAAGAACCCCAACAAGGCCCAGGUCAGUGCGUGCACACAGAAAUGCAGCGUCUAUCCCAGGAGAAACUGCAGUAGUUGAAACAGUUGAUCUAGUUUCUUCUGGUCAAGCUUCACAGAUGGUAAUCGGUGAAUCUGCUGAGAGAUCUUUGACUAACAGUGCGUCAGAAAACAGAGAAGAUAAAAUUUGCCAAGAAAACACUAGCUCUGGUGAUGUCUGUGCUCCACCAAAAGAGUCGAUGCUUCUUCAAGAAAAUGGAAUACCAGCUGUGACUGAAAACAUGGCAGAAGAGAAGGUUGAUGCACAACCACAUGUGGUCGGCCAGCAAUAUAAGGAAGAAACUAACUUAUCUCCGUUAACGGAUGCCCUCGAGAAGAGCUCGAUGCAGGAAACCACCUUAUCUCCAUUUGCAGCUUCUCACAAGGAUAAGUUGGCGCAAGAGGAUGGCUUGAUGCAAGAAGCUGAUUUGUCUCCGUUGACAGCUAAUAACAGGGAUAGCUUGAUUGAAGAAACCGAAUUGCCUCCAUCAACAGCUUCUCACAAGGACAGCUUGAUUGAGGAAACUAACUUAACUCAGACAAUAUCUUAUGAGAAUAACUUGAAGUUUCAAUUUAAGGAAGGAACACAGAUCUGUCAUAUUGAUAUGCUGCCACAAGAUGUGCACCUGAUUGAGUCGCCCGAUCAAAGGAAAAUCAUUGAUCGUGAUGUUGGUGCUGAAGCUGUCAUCGAAAUGGAAGAAGGAAAGCUGGAUCAAUCUAGCUCACUAAAUCUAUCGGAUCUUGACCUAGUUGGUAGUACAGAGGUUGCCGCUAUACACAAUAAUCCAGUGUUGGUCCAGCCAUCUGCAGCUGGAUCUUCCGCAGAGUCAAAUAAUAAACAGCAAGAAGAUCCUGAAACUUUUACAGGUGCCAAUGCCAGUCCUACAGAUGAUUUAUGCCAGCUUCCAUUAGACAAUAAGGAUGUUCAGGUAAUUGAUAUAGAAUGUGGCACACCAGUUGAAGUUGGUGGAUUUGAUUUGUCGAAGUCAAUGCACAAUAAUCCAGUGUUGGUCCAGCCAUCUGCAGCUGGAUCUUCCGCAGAGUCAAAUAAUAAACCGCAAGAAGAUCCUGGAACUUUUACAGGUGCCAAUGCCAGUCCUACAGAUGAUUUAUGCCAGCUUCCAUUAGACAAUAAGGAUGUUCAAGUAAUUGAUAUAGAAUGUGGCACACAAGUUGAUGUUAGUGGAUUUGAUUUGUCAAAGUCAAAGAAUGAGAUGGUAUGCUCUAGCAUGGAUAGCAUCAUGGACCCUGGCAAUGGAAUACAUACGGAUGUUCUUCCUGGUCUUCAAGAUGGCUACAGCCUUGCAUUUUCCGAUUUUCUCGGUUCUGAUAUACCAUGCUACCCAUCAAUGCAAUCAGAUCUUCAUGCUGGAAUAGGUGCCAAUGACCCAGAGGGUAUUACUGUCAUGGAUGAUCCAAUAUAUGGGUCUCUCACUGAUAUUGGUUUCAUGGACGUGUGGGGGCAGCCCACUCAAGACUAUGACAAAUUCUUCUAG
Miscanthus lutarioriparius is the source of this 2589-nucleotide messenger RNA. Lineage: Eukaryota; Viridiplantae; Streptophyta; Magnoliopsida; Poales; Poaceae. The record is from the annotation of a GenBank genome assembly.